GCCCGCCCGAGGGAGCGGGAGGCUCGUUUGGGGGCGGGCAGCGCCCGUGUGGCGCGGUCCGGGGGCGAAGCGGCGCGUCAUGUCCGUCGGGGCCGCCCUCAGGUGCGCAGAGCCACGACGGCUCCGCGGUUAUGGGGGAAAAACCCCGUUUCCUGUUAGAAACAGCCCCCUGGCCCGUGUUUGAUAAGUUUCUGGUGUCCGCAGCGGAAUGUCGGCGGUGGCUGGGACGGGUGACGCGCUCCGUGUGUCAGCGUGAGGCUGCCUGGUGCUCUGGGCACAGCCUGUGUCGUCGGAGAAAACAUGCGCGGUUUCUCAGGUCCCUUCUUGAGUACAGUGCUUUCCUCUGUUCGCAGAUUAACUAGCCAUGGUCCUCACGAGUGUGGGAAAGAUGAGCGGCCUCCAGAAAAAGACUUCUGGAAUCAGGAAUAUCUGUAUAUUGGCACAUGUGGAUCAUGGCAAGACUACUUUAGCUGAUUGUCUGAUAUCUAGCAAUGGAAUAAUCUCCAGCCGUUUGGCAGGAAAGCUGAGAUACUUAGACAGCAGAGAAGACGAACAGAUUCGAGGAAUAACGAUGAAAUCUAGUGCCAUUUCGUUGCAUUUUGAAAAAGGUGAUGAGGAGUAUCUGAUUAAUUUAAUAGACUCCCCAGGGCAUGUGGAUUUUUCUUCAGAAGUAUCUACUGCCGUCCGACUCUGUGACGGUUGCAUCAUAGUGGUGGAUGCUGUUGAGGGAGUCUGUCCACAGACUCAAGCAGUUCUACGACAAGCAUGGCUAGAAAACAUCCGUCCAGUAUUGGUGAUCAAUAAGAUUGAUCGUUUGAUAGUGGAACUGAAGUUUACCCCUCAGGAAGCCUACUUGCAUCUUAAGAAUAUUUUAGAACAGGUUAAUGCAGUCACUGGAACACUUUUUACCUCUAAAGUCCUAGAAGAAAGAGCUGAAAAAGGAAAUGAAAGUAUUUCGGAUUCUGCACCAGGAGAUCAAAUUUAUGACUGGAGUGCUGGCUUAGAAGAUACUGAUGAUUCCCAUCUUUAUUUCUCACCAGACUAUGGAAAUGUGGUGUUUGCCAGUGCAAUUGAUGGCUGGGGUUUUGGGAUUGAGCAUUUUGCCAAACUGUAUAGCCAGAAGAUUGGAAUCAAGCCUGCAGUACUUCAGAAGACUUUAUGGGGAGAUUAUUACCUAAAUACAAAAGCAAAGAAGAUAAUGAAAGGUGAUCAGUCAAAAGGAAAGAAACCUUUGUUUGUGCAGUUGGUCCUGGACAACAUAUGGAGUUUGUAUGAGUCUGUUAUGAAAAGAGACAAAGAAAAAAUUGAAAAGAUAGUCACCUCUUUGGGACUGAAAAUUGGUGAACGAGAGUCACGGCAUGCAGACCCUAAAGUUCAUCUUAAUGCCAUUUGUAGCCAGUGGCUACCAAUAUCUGAGGCAGUCCUCUCCAUGGUGUGUAAUAAACUUCCCAGUCCUCUUGACAUCACUGCUGAGAGGGUGGAAAAGCUGAUGUGUGUUGGAGCUAGAACAUUUGAUUCUUUACCACCAGAAACUCAAGAACUGAAAAACGCUUUUUUGAAGUGCAGUAGUGAAGGAACAGCCCCAGUUAUUGUCUUUGUUUCCAAAAUGUUUCCUGUUGAUGCAAAGGCGCUACCACACAAUAAACAAAGGCCUUUGACUCAAGAAGAAAUAGCUCAGCGGCGUGAACUUGUACGACGAAGGCAUGCGGAAAAAUUGGCAGCAAAUGAAGGAAAAGAUCUGUCAGAAAAGCCCCCAAGUGAAAAUACACCUGAAGUGAACACUGCUGAGACAAAAGGUGAAGAGCAACAGCUUAACAGUCAAACAGAGAUCAUGACCUCAAAGGCUGUGAAGCAGGAAGCAGACAACAAGGAGUCUUUCAUUGCUUUUGCUAGAGUGUUCAGUGGUACGGUACAAAGAGGGCAAAAGAUCUUUGUUUUAGGACCAAAAUAUGAUCCUGCUGAGGCUUUGCAUAAGUUGUCACACCAGUGUUCUGCUACAGAUGAUCUGCCAUUAGUACCUCAUAUGACUUGCUGUACAUUGGAGAAUCUCUAUUUGCUCAUGGGAAGAGAACUUGAAGAUCUUGAAGAAGUACCUGCAGGAAAUGUUUUAGGAAUUGGAGGCUUGCAGGAUUUUGUGCUGAAAUCUGCAACAUUGUCAACGUCGCCAGCUUGUCCACCAUUUACACCUCUCAACUUCGAAGCUACGCCAAUUGUACGGGUAGCUGUUGAACCAAAACAUCCAAGUGAUAUGCCUCAGCUGGUGAGAGGAAUGAAGCUUUUAAACCAAGCUGAUCCAUGUGUCCAAGUUCUAAUCCAGGAGACAGGAGAGCAUGUGCUAGUAACAGCAGGGGAAGUUCAUCUUCAGCGUUGCUUGGAUGACUUGAAAGAAAGGUUUGCAAAGAUAGAGAUUAGUGUAUCAGCACCUAUUAUUCCAUUCCGAGAGACAAUAACAAGACCUCCCAAAGUUGAUAUGGUGAAUGAAGAAAUAGGAAAACAACAGAAAGUUGCAGUCAUACAUCAAACAAAAGAGGAUCAAAAUAAAAUUCCUGAAGGAGUUGAGGUUGAUUCAGAUGGGCUCGUUACAAUAUCUACUCCAAAUAAACAUGCUACUCUCAGUAUAAGAGCAAUGCCACUUCCUGAGGAGGUUACUCGACUUCUUGAAGAAAACAGUGAUUUAAUUCGAACUAUGGAACAACUCAAUACAUCUCUGAAUGAAGAUAAAAAAACCCAUGAGAUAAAUCAGAAGACUAUUGAUAGGAUCAGAGAAUUUAAACAAAAGUUAGAGCAAAGUCUUCAGGGAAGAAAGUGGAGAAAUGCUGUUGAUCAGAUCUGGUCAUUUGGACCACGGAAGUGUGGACCCAAUAUUUUAUUAUACAAAUUUGAAGGUUAUAAAAAGUCUGUGUGGCAGUGCCUUGAGAAUACUGUGAAAGAAGUAAGUAAAUACAGAGAUUUUGACAACAGCAUAGUAAGUGGAUUUCAGCUGGCUACGCUUUCUGGUCCGAUGUGUGAAGAACCUCUGAUGGGUGUUUGUUUUACAGUGGAAAAAUGGGAAAUGAGUAAAGUUGGAGAGGUACUGUCAGCGAGUAGUCAGGAUUCAGGACAAUGUGAUGCCCUAGAACAAGAACAAAAUGAAGAUACUGCUUCUCUAAGAAGUACUUAUAUGGCUGAAGUUUGCAGUGAAGAUAAACACCAAGAUGGCAAUCAAAGUGUUCUAAGAUCACCUGAAAAAACUACUAAGCACAAGGCAGAAGUUUUACUUGCAGACUGUUAUGGUCCCUUCUCUGGACAACUGAUUGCCACCAUGAAAGAAGCUUGUCGUUAUGCUUUGCAGGCAAAACCGCAGAGGCUUAUGGCAGCAAUGUACACGUGUGAAAUUAUGGCAACUGCAGAAGUUUUAGGUCGUGUGUAUGCCGUCUUGUCCAAAAGAGAAGGCAGAGUGUUACAAGAGGAGAUGAAAGAGGGGACGGAUGUGUUUAUUAUUAAGGCAGUCCUGCCAGUAGCAGAAAGCUUUGGUUUUGCUGAUGAAAUCAGGAAGAGAACUAGUGGCCUGGCCAGUCCGCAGCUGGUGUUCAGCCACUGGGAGAUCAUUUCAAGUGACCCGUUCUGGGUACCAACCACUGAGGAAGAAUAUUUGCACUUUGGGGAAAAGGCAGACUCUGAGAACCAGGCCCGCAAGUACAUGAAUGCCGUAAGAAAGCGAAAGGGACUUUAUGUAGAAGAAAAAAUUGUGGAGCAUGCUGAGAAGCAAAGAACUCUCAGUAGAAAUAAGUAGCUGCAUCUGCUUUCAGUUCUCUCCUGACUCAGCUAAGUGCGAGUGGAUUAUUUUCUGUGCAGCAGUUUCACAAUUUCAUCUGGACUUGUUCUUUCACAUCAAUUUUCUUAAACCCUGUAAAGUUUGUGGCUUAUGUUUUAAUAAACUUAAGCCUUUCCAAAUUUUCUAUAGAGAAAAUAGUUUAUUUAAGUAAAAGAUAGGAACAGAUUCUUUGGAAUUGAUCAUCUUUUUUAAAUUUUCUGCCAUAUUGUUGUCACAGAUCAGGAAAUCAAAACUUAAUUUUUGUUUCUUUCUGAUUUAUCAGAUGUAAUUACAAUUAGAACUGGUUACCUAGUCUGUUGCAAAUAAA
Rhea pennata is the source of this 4121-nucleotide messenger RNA. It is a transcript of the gene EFL1, whose product is annotated as elongation factor like GTPase 1. NCBI's taxonomy places the organism in Eukaryota, Metazoa, Chordata, Aves, Rheiformes, Rheidae. Gene Ontology annotation, cellular component: cytosol; ribonucleoprotein complex. The transcript is spliced from 19 exons. The record is from RefSeq and is a predicted model, not a curated record. Gene Ontology annotation, biological process: cytosolic ribosome assembly. Bases 365 to 3772 code for a protein of 1135 amino acids. Gene Ontology annotation, molecular function: ribosome binding; GTP binding; GTPase activity.